GUAACACCACGUACCUGUGGGAGUUCCUCCUGGAGCUGCUGCAGGAUAAGAACACCUGUCCCAGGUACAUCAAGUGGAUGCAGAGGGAGAAGGGCAUCUUCAAACUGGUGGACUCCAAGGCCGUGUCCAGACUGUGGGGCAAACACAAGAACAAACCAGACAUGAACUAUGAGACCAUGGGCCGGGCCCUCAGGUAUUACUACCAGAGGGGCAUCCUCGCCAAAGUGGAGGGUCAGCGGCUGGCCUACCAGUUCAAAGAGAUGCCCAAAAACAUCCGAGUGAUUGAUGAUGAAGAGGAGGAUGAGGUGGUGGAGGAACGAGAGGGACUUGUGUCCAGCCAGCACCCCGUUCACCAGCAGGGCCCUGUUAGCCUCUGCACCACAGCCCAGCCCAAACACACCUACGUCACGGUCAUCCCCAACAACGCCGCUGCCAG
This is a messenger RNA of Austrofundulus limnaeus, 436 nucleotides long. RefSeq names its product ETS-related transcription factor Elf-2. The record is from RefSeq and is a predicted model, not a curated record. Gene Ontology annotation, biological process: cell differentiation; regulation of transcription by RNA polymerase II. Lineage: Eukaryota; Metazoa; Chordata; Actinopteri; Cyprinodontiformes; Rivulidae. Gene Ontology annotation, cellular component: nucleus. Gene Ontology annotation, molecular function: sequence-specific DNA binding; DNA-binding transcription factor activity, RNA polymerase II-specific.